AUGCUCCUGGCCUUGGCGCUCCUGUGCUGCCUGGCCAGUCCCGGCGGCUGGGGUUGCCUGCAAUGUGACCAGUCGGUGCUGGUUGCUCUCAACCAGCUGCGCGUGGCCAUCAUCCCCAAGCGCUUCCACGUAGAAGGGUUGCAGGCCCGCGCUCAGGCCCUGCUGCUGACCAUGGAGGGGCCUUUCUUCAGGGACUACGCCAUGAACGCCUUCGUAGGGAAAGUGGGCUUGGAUCAGCUGGAGAACCUGGCGAUCUCCUUCAAGAACCAUACCCUGUACAUAAAGGUUAACUCUAUGACAGAUGAUGCUCUGCUGGAAGAGCUGGUGAACCUCAGGGAGCAUGCCAUCAAGGAACUAAAGAAAGCGCUAAAAGCCUAUGAAUCAAAAGCCUGUGACCACAAAAUUUGCCGCAUGCUCAAAGAGGAGGUCCUGGACUGUUUACAUUGCAAGAAAAUCACCCCCAAAUGCAUCCGAGAGAAGUAUUGCUAUGUGGAUGGGCAGCCCCGCAUGACUCUCAGGUUCCAGUCGGACAGCAACCUGAAGAACAUGGUGUUGGUGGGCGACUUGGUGGCAGUGGGACUGGCUAUCCUAACCUUCCUGGUCAUCCUGAUCGCGGCUUGUACAUAUAGACAAAACCGAAAACUCCUGCUGAAGUAG
Messenger RNA from Onychomys torridus (southern grasshopper mouse), 657 nucleotides. It is a transcript of the gene Izumo2, whose product is annotated as IZUMO family member 2. The record is from RefSeq and is a predicted model, not a curated record. Lineage: Eukaryota; Metazoa; Chordata; Mammalia; Rodentia; Cricetidae. The transcript has 7 exons. The coding region runs from base 1 to 657 and encodes 218 amino acids.